AGGUUUGUUGAUGACGCAUCGGCAAUUUACGAUUCAAACGUUCAAGAUCCUGCCAGCGAUUUCAACAUUCAAAUGGCGAAGUUAGGACACGGUCUCCUCUCCGGGAAAUACUCUCAGAAAAACCCCAGAGACCUCUGAGGAAGACAGGGUGGUUAGACCACAGGGUAUAGCGCCCAUAAUGUUCAAGACAUUGGUCGGGAAAGGUCACCCUGAUUUUUCCACCAAAAAGCAACAGGAUGUGUUGGAGUUUUUGCUACAUUUUAUUACAAUAUUGCAGAGGAACAGCCGUCACCUGCAAGACCCGUCUGAGGCGUUCAAGUUCCAAGUGGAGGACAGGUUCCAGUGUUCCGUUAGCAAGAAGGUGAAAUACACUCACCGCACUGAGUACUGCCUGCCUGUUCCUAUCCCGUUGGAGGCGGCGCUGAAUAAGGAGGAGGUAGCUGCUUGGGAGGCUCUCAAGGAGGAGGCUCAAGCUAAGGGGCAGAAAGUUGAUUUCAGCCAACAGGUGAGGCCACACAUAAAGCUGUCUUCCUGUUUCGACGU
Messenger RNA from Nilaparvata lugens (brown planthopper), 543 nucleotides. RefSeq names its product ubiquitin carboxyl-terminal hydrolase 5-like. Gene Ontology annotation, biological process: protein deubiquitination. Gene Ontology annotation, molecular function: cysteine-type deubiquitinase activity. NCBI's taxonomy places the organism in Eukaryota, Metazoa, Arthropoda, Insecta, Hemiptera, Delphacidae. The record is from RefSeq and is a predicted model, not a curated record.